Mesocricetus auratus (golden hamster) is the source of this 2721-nucleotide messenger RNA. It is a transcript of the gene Gfra1, whose product is annotated as GDNF family receptor alpha 1. Gene Ontology annotation, molecular function: signaling receptor activity. Gene Ontology annotation, cellular component: external side of plasma membrane; signaling receptor complex. The coding region runs from base 1174 to 2583 and encodes 469 amino acids. NCBI's taxonomy places the organism in Eukaryota, Metazoa, Chordata, Mammalia, Rodentia, Cricetidae. The record is from RefSeq and is a predicted model, not a curated record. The transcript has 11 exons. Gene Ontology annotation, biological process: nervous system development.
AUCUGCUCGGAAAUCAUCCUGGCCAACUCCGUCCUCUUGAGCUGUAGCAGAUUAUGGCAUCUUCUUUUGCUAGCGCGAGAAAGUGAGCCCGGAAAAGGAAAGAGGGGGCGGGUCACCCCGAAAGAAUAAAUAAAUAAACACCGGCUACUCGCCGCAGCCGGACGCCGGUCAGUUCAGUCCAGGUUGGUGGCAUCUAGAGUUUUCUCAUUCCACUUGAGCACCCGUCCAGCUCCAGCCACCCCUUUCCAUCUUGCUGGCAUUCUCCAACUUUGGGGCCAGGGGGGCGCUAGUGGUGCGGGGCUGCACCUGCUGGGGCAUGCAGAUGCUGCGGGCUAGCUCGCUCUCCCCGGGCAGCGGUGUGGAUGCGCAGGAGUUCGGACGCUGGGCAAGUGCGUGUGAGGCACCCAUGUCUGGGAAGGAGCCCAGGGUGCGCGUCGGGUAGGGAUAGAGGCAGAAGCCGGGUUAACAGCUCCAGGCGGGAUGUCAGUUUCUUCUUGCAGGACUGCCUGGGGAGAAGAGGCUCGCCCGGGGACUGGGGUGUCGGCGACGGAGGUGGCGAUUGGUGGUCGGGGUGCAGAGGGCCAGGGGCAGGGGAGCUAGAACGCUGGAGAUCGAGCCAGCCAGUGGUCGGGCAGGAGCCAGGAACGGCGGCCAACUUCCCGGAGCAGGGUCUCGGUCCAGCUGGGGCUGGCUAAGGAGCUUUCGCCGCCCGCCGAGGCUCCAACUCCGGGCAGCGCCAGCUUGCUUCCGGUGCUUGCUCGGGGAAAGUAAUGCUUAUUUAUUUGCUUGCGUUCAGCCUCUUGGGUUGUGCGGGAUAGCCCCGGGCUCUGGACGUUGGGAACCUCUCCAGCCCCAAACCGCGGGUUCCGGAGCCUCCCCACGCCCGGAAUAUACGCACUCGCACCUCCCGCUCUCCGACCCGAGUGGGGGUUGCGUCGGAACUGAACCCCUAAAAGCGGGCCCGCCUCCCGCCCUCCCGCCCGCCCGGGGCUGAGUCGCUGGCGGUGGUGGGCAGCAGAGCGACGGGGAGUUUCUCUCGCCCUGGAUGGAGCUGAACUUAGAGUGGCCAGAGCAGCGCGGUCGCCCGAGGAUCGCUGCACGCUGAGCUCUCCCUGCGAGACCCAGCGGCGGCUUUGGAUUUUGGGGGGCGGGGACCAGCUGCGCGCCGGCACCAUGUUCCUGGCCACUCUGUACUUCGCGCUGCCACUUCUGGAUUUGCUUCUGUCGGCCGAGAUGAGUGUUGGGGACCGGCUGGACUGUGUGAAAGCCAGCGAUCAGUGCCUGAAGGAACAGAGCUGCAGCACCAAGUACCGCACGCUAAGGCAGUGCGUGGCGGGCAAGGAAACCAACUUCAGCCUGGCAUCCGGUCUCGAGGCCAAGGACGAGUGCCGCAGCGCCAUGGAGGCCCUGAAGCAAAAGUCUCUCUACAACUGCCGCUGCAAACGGGGCAUGAAGAAGGAGAAGAAUUGUCUACGCAUCUAUUGGAGCAUGUACCAGAGCCUACAGGGAAAUGAUCUACUGGAAGAUUCCCCAUAUGAGCCAGUUAACAGCAGGUUGUCAGAUAUAUUCCGGGCAGUCCCGUUCAUAUCAGAUGUUUUCCAGCAAGUGGAGCACAUUUCCAAAGGGAACAACUGCCUGGAUGCGGCCAAGGCCUGCAACCUGGAUGACACCUGCAAGAAGUACAGGUCUGCCUACAUCACCCCGUGCACCACCAGCAUGUCCAACGAGGUCUGCAACCGCCGCAAGUGCCACAAGGCCCUCAGGCAGUUCUUCGACAAGGUCCCGGCCAAGCACAGCUACGGGAUGCUCUUCUGCUCCUGCAGGGACAUCGCCUGCACUGAGCGGCGGCGACAGACGAUCGUGCCCGUGUGCUCCUACGAGGAGCAACGAGACAAGCCCAACUGCCUGAAUCUGCAGGACUCCUGCAAGACAAACUACAUCUGCAGAUCUCGCCUUGCAGAUUUUUUUACCAACUGCCAGCCAGAGUCAAGGUCUGUUAGCAGCUGUCUUAAGGAGAACUACGCAGACUGUCUCCUGGCCUACUCAGGACUGAUUGGCACAGUCAUGACCCCCAACUACAUAGACUCCAGCAGCCUCAGUGUGGCCCCGUGGUGUGACUGUAGCAACAGCGGCAACGACCUGGAAGAGUGCUUGAAGUUCCUGAAUUUUUUUAAGGACAACACCUGUCUCAAAAACGCAAUUCAAGCCUUUGGCAAUGGCUCAGAUGUGACCAUGUGGCAGCCAGCCGUGCCAGCACAGACCCCUACUGCCACCACUACCACUGCCUUCCGGGUCAAGAACAAGCCUCUGGGGCCAGCAGGGUCUGAGAAUGAAAUCCCCACACACGUCCUGCCACCUUGUGCAAACCUUCAGGCACAGAAGCUGAAAUCCAAUGUUUCGGGCAGUACGCAUCUCUGUCUUGCUGAUCAUGAUUUCGGAAAGGAUGGUCUCGCUGGUGCCUCCAGCCACAUAACCCCAAAAUCAAUGGCUGCUCCUCCCAGUUGCCGUCUGAGCUCACUGCCGGUGCUGGUGGUCAUCAGUCUGUCCACCCUACUAUCUGUAUCCUUGGCAGAAACAUCGUAGCUGCGUUCAGAAAAGACAAGAGAGAAGAGAGAGAAACAAAACAAACAAACAAACAAAAACCAAGUAACCUGUUUCCUGUCCUCUUGUAUAUCUAAAAAUCCAGUUUUAAAACCUCGGUCCAGAAACAGUUUCAUCCAA